CUUGUGCUCGGAGUCGUAGGCGGUUGCUUGAGCCCCGAAGCGCGGGGACCGCCCGUGUUUGUCGUCCGCGAUCCGUUGGAUACGCGCCAGGCCGAUCAGGGAUUGUGCUCGUCUGUUGGAGGUUCUCGGUCGGUGUGCACGUGUAGCGUGCAAGAAGCAGGGGACAUGGCGUAUCGUCGCUACACAGCCGAGCACAACUUUGCGAAUCGGAAUGACUCUGAAAUCAGCAUGUCCAAAGGCGACUCACUGGUCGUGCGCCCAUUGGACACUGGUGACUGGCCAAACGAGCAAGACUGGAUGAUUGGUCGUAACGAGACCACGGGCGCGAUGGGCAAGUUUCCCGGGAACUACACAAGCCUUCUGGGCGAGUUCAAGGAUCAACCGCCGCGUCCCGCCAAGCCCACGCCACCGCCGCCCGCACAGCCCUCACAGCCGCGUCCGCCCAGGCCGGCGCCCGGGGACCGCUCCGUGUCCGACUCCACGGAGCACGGCAGCGGUGGCGGCAGCGCUCCCCCGCCGGUCGUGCCGCGCAUCCAGCAGCGCACGUCUCGCCAUAGCGACCCGGCACCCGUGCCGUACAGACCGCCGCCGGUGGGGCAGCGGCCAGGUGGCGGUGGCGAGGCGCCACCCAUCACACGGCACACUAGCUCGUCGUCGUCGCCCGCGCAGCCGACCAGUCCCGGCGGCCAUCAGCUUGUCAACGUCAACAUCAACAAACCGUGCCAGUGUGUCCACUGUGAAGGAUACAUCUGGUCUAAGCUACCGGACAACCAGCCUAACGCGACGGUCUGCAGACGAUGCGGUGUCAUCGCCCACAGUGAUACCUGCAGCAACGUGUUUCAGGCCGACUGCGCCGGUGCACGCCGGGCAGACUCUGGUCCAGUCAGAGUUGGCAGUCGGUGGCUUGAAGAUGUUCUUGCGGAUGAGCGCAUGUCGCCAAACCUCUGGAAUGUCCAGGAUGUGCUGGUCUGGCUGUUUGCAUGCAACCUGGACCAGUAUGCGCCCAUGUUUGACAGCAAUCUCAUCGAUGGCGCUAAGCUGCUUCGACUGGUGGAUGCUGAUCUGCAGGGCCUGGGAGUGCUGACACGCGAUCACCGCGACGCCAUUCUGGAGUGCAUACGAGAGCUGUUCUACCAGCAAUCCACACCGAGUCCAGAGCCGCUGAUGCCAACCAGCGGUGCGAGAAAUGUCCCGGACGGCCGCUUCAGGCGAACACUCAAGAAAGGGAUUGAUACGCGUGUCAACAAUCACGACUUCCGCUCGCACUCGUUUUUGCCGCCGAGCUGGUGUGACAAGUGUGGCAAGAUGCUGUGGGGUUUCUGCAAGCAAGGAGUCAAAUGUUCAAAAUGUCAAGCAGCGUGUCAUCGGCACUGCGUGACCAGUGAGCUACCUAUGUGUGAACCAGGAAUGUUCCGCCGCCGACCCGCGUCAUCUCUUGCAGUUGGUAUGACGCCACAGUUUGGCAGUGAUCUUGAGCACUUGUUCGACCCGUCCGAGAAGCCUGCUCCACCCGUCGUGAUGAAGUGCAUUGAGGCAGUGGACGCACGAGGUCUCCAGUCUGAGGGGAUCUACCGCGUGCCCGGGAUAAAGAGCGAGAAACAAUCUCUGAAAGAGGAGCUGAACAGAGAUCCAGAUAAAGUCGAUAUCAACGACAAGCGAUGGGCGGAUAUCAACUGUUGGGCGGGCAACAUCCCCGUCUUCUUCGGCUCGCUGCCGAGGCCGCUCAUUGUGUCCGAAAGCUACAAUUCAUUCUUGGAGGCUCGAGGAGAUGCCAACCAGCUGAUGGAGCUUGUACAGGAUCUUCCCGAUCACAACCGCAUCACACUCUACACGCUGAUGCAGCACUUGCAGAGGGUGGCACGCAACCAGCAUGUUUAACAAGAUGUCGCCGUACGCCAUUGCCGUGUCCCUGGCUCGGCAUUGCUGUGGCCUCCGGGACGUGACUUGCAGUAAGUAACAGUCACGACUGGAU
This is a messenger RNA of Sycon ciliatum, 1972 nucleotides long. RefSeq lists its product as uncharacterized. Gene Ontology annotation, molecular function: protein binding; GTPase activator activity. The transcript has 14 exons. The record is from RefSeq and is a predicted model, not a curated record. NCBI's taxonomy places the organism in Eukaryota, Metazoa, Porifera, Calcarea, Leucosolenida, Sycettidae. The coding region runs from base 166 to 1878 and encodes 570 amino acids. Gene Ontology annotation, biological process: signal transduction; regulation of GTPase activity.